Molecule: messenger RNA, 2515 nt
Organism: Ixodes scapularis (black-legged tick)
Lineage: Eukaryota; Metazoa; Arthropoda; Arachnida; Ixodida; Ixodidae
Product: E3 SUMO-protein ligase ZBED1
Exons: 1
Coding region: 619-2406 (595 amino acids)
Molecular function (GO): protein dimerization activity; DNA binding
Source: RefSeq, a predicted model, not a curated record
UUUUUUUUUUUUUUUUUGAAGGCACGCAAGCAUGUUGGCUUACGGGUUUGCAGCGACAAAGCUAGAGCUCUUCCGAAGGCUGCCUUGAUCCCCAUUGUGGGUUAUGCUCCGUCCUUGAGGCUUGCGGUCGCUACAACGUGACCUCGCUCGUCUCUCCGCUCGUUCAGCGUGGUGCAAAGCCGGCCGUGGUCGUGGCUUGCUUCAGUAUUCGACCCUGUGUUUUAUUUGUGUGGUUGGAAUUUCUCUCUCGGCGUCGCUUUUGCCUCUUGACGCAACGACCUUGGCGGACCUGCACUGCCCGUGGCAAAGUGCUUCCAGAUGUUCCCCCGUUCUCUCGUCGUCUUUGACGAGUUGGCGCCGCGCGCAGCCGGAUGGGCUCGUUUCCCUUUUCCCCGUAAAAAGGGGCCUUUCCUUCGCCGGGGAUUUUCUGUUUGUUGAAAGCUUCAAGGACGUCGUGGAAUUAGAGCGUGCGGGUAAAGUUACAUGAACGACGAAGAUGUUUCAUCCUGUUUUUGUCCUUCAUGUACUACUCCUAUAACACCUUCAGGGACGUCCUCGACGGAUUGACGCUCCCCAAUUAUCCCCGUCUCCCUUGCCCCCGUCUUUCCUCUUCCCUUCAUGUCGCGCCGCAGUCACUUGUUUGAGAAGUAUCUCAUCACAACACCCUGCGCAGGCAUGGACGAAUACAGGAGUAUGAAGGGCAACCUUUCAGGGAAAUUCGGGUUUAAGGUAAACUCCGCGGGCGAAGUUUUUGACUUAAAGAAAGUUCACUGCCUCAUCUGCAAAAAAGCUUUCGCAUAUAGCGGAAGUGUAAGCUCGCUUCAAUACCAUCUCAGAGCUAAGCACCCAAGCAUCUCGCUGCAACAAGAAUCAUCUGCAAAAAAGCAGACGACUAUCGACGUUUUCUCUUCGAGGCCGGUUUCUCUGAAAAAAGAAGAAACUAUUGCACAAGCCCUUACAUCUUGGCUUGUUUCUUCUAGCCGGCCUCUCAACAUUGUGGAAGAUCACGGACUAGCGAAAGUUCUUCAGAUUGCCUUGGAUUCUCCGUCUUACCAGCCGCCGUCCCGUCGUGCAGUGAGUGCCAAGGUGGAUGCCCUGUAUACCUCGAGACGGGAGCGUCUUCAAGACGAACUCUCGGCAGCCAGCUUCAUCAGCUUAACAGCGGACUUCUGGACCUCCAUCGCCAAUGACGCCUACCUCGGGAUAACGGCGCAUUGGAUCGACGACGACUGGGUGCUUCGAUCGGCAACAUUGCAGGUGAGAAACGUACCUGAGCGCCAUACAGCGGAACAAUGUGCCAGUGAGGUAUUGGAGACUGCUACAGAUUGGGGAAUCGUUGAAAAGGUAAAAGCUGUCUGUACCGAUAACGCCCGCAACAUCUGUCUUGGGGUGGAGAGAGCAAACUUUCAGAGUCUGAAGUGCGCAGCUCACACGCUUCAGCUGUGCGUCCACAAGGCGCUCAGCGUGACGGGUGUGGAGCGACUGCUAGCCGCCUGUCGUCGUACUGUGGGUCACUUUAAGCACAGUUCGAACAACCAGGCCGUCCUUUCAAAACAUGCCGCUGAACUCGGAGCACCUAAGAAGAAGCUUCAGCAGGACAUCGCAACACGGUGGAACAGCACGUACAUAAUGAUAACCAGCCUGCUUGAACUGAAGGAGCCUUUGCGCCGCUCCAUGGAGGACAGCAGUACCAUUAAAUCGUCGAUUCCCCACCUCACAGACGUCGAUUGGGACAUGUUGGAGCAGCUUCGGGAAGUUUUGAAGCCCCUGCUCGACAUUACUGAGCUCCUUGGAGGGGACAAGUACGUUACUCGGUCUGUACUUAUUCCAGCCUUAAAACUGCUAAAGAAUAAAAUGAAGACGAAUGACUGUGACCCUGCCUUCAUCUGCCGCUUCAAGGCCAUGCUGGUGGACUCUAUCGAUGAGAGGCUUCGCGCGUGGCCGCAAUACAACGACUAUGAACUGGCAACGUGUCUCGAUCCUCGUUUCAAGAGCCUCGCAUGCAUCGAAAAAGAUCGCCGCGAACUUGUGUGGGAAAGGCUUUCCCAGCUAACACAUGCGUCUUCGGACGAUUCUACUGAUCUAACGCCCAAGAAAAAAAGAAAAUACGUUUUCUCGGAGGAAAAUGAAGAACCCACCAUCUCCUGCCAAGUGUCGCUUUAUCGAUCGAUGGCCGAGGUGACGGACGAUGAACUGGACCCACUACAGUGGUGGCGAGCUCAGGGCUCCCUGUUUCCUCAAAUUGUGCCAAUUGUGAAAAGUGUGAUGUGUGUCCCAGUCACCUCAACGCCCUGCGAGCGUCUGUUCAGCGCAGCAGGGAUGAUCGUCAACAAACAAAGAAACUCGCUCCUGCCGGAAAAUGUCAACAAACUUCUUUGCCUCCGCAGCUGGGGUUGUGAUCUGUGAGUGCGUUACAUCAACGUUUAUUCUCAAUUAAGUUUGUAUAUAUGCGCCGUUUAUCAUACAAUAAAACAAAUUGUAAGGACAAAAUGUCUACUUUUGCUUUUUACUAAAG